Molecule: messenger RNA, 1494 nt
Organism: Linum tenue
Lineage: Eukaryota; Viridiplantae; Streptophyta; Magnoliopsida; Malpighiales; Linaceae
Source: the annotation of a GenBank genome assembly
AUGGGCACAGACAUAAGCAUUCAGCAAGAUUUAAAUUAUAUAUAUAUGCAACAAAGCAUGGGGAAGAAAGUCCACGUGGCAAUAUUCUCCUCCCCCGGGAUGGGCCACAUCAUCCCACUGGUCGAGUUCUCCAGAAAACUGGUCCUCCUCCACCCCCACGAGUGCACCGCCACCAUCAUCAUCCCCUCGCUGGGCCCGCCGCCGGAAGCCCAGGCCCAACUCCUCCAAACCCUCCCGCCAGCUGUCUCCCACGUGCUCCUCCCGCCCGUGGACCCCACCGACCUGGCCCACGUCUCCACCGACGCCAAGCUCUUCCUCACCGUCGAUCGCUCCAUCCCGCACCUCCGCGGCGCCAUCGCCGCCCUCGCCCGCAGAUUCCCGCUGGCGGCCCUCGUCGCCGACAUAUUCGGCACCGACGCGUUCGACGUCGCCAGAGAAUUCAACCUCGCGGCCUACUUUGCGGUUCCCUCCAACGCGCUGACGCUUGCGCUCUGCAGCUACAUGCCCAAGCUGGACGCCGAGGUUUCCGGCGACUACCGCCAGCUGGCCGAGCCGAUCCGGCUACCCGGGUGCCGGUUUGCGUUCCCCGUCGGAGACCUGCAUCCCUCGAUUUUGGACCGGAAGAGCGACGCGUACGAGCGGAUCCUUCGCCACGCCAAACGGCAGCGUUUGGCGGACGGGUUUAUAGUCAACACCUUUAUGGAAGUUGAGGGCGAGAUUAUAGAGGCUUUGAGGGGGGAAGAGUUCGCCAAUGGAAGGCCCAUCUUCCCUAUUGGGCCCAUCAUUCAAUCCACUAUUACUGACGAUGGAAGACAAAACGAAUGUUUGGAAUGGCUAGACAGUCAACCACCAGCUUCUGUGCUGUUCGUUUCAUUUGGGAGCGGCGGAACUCUAUCACAGGAGCAAUUGACUGAACUGGCGUUGGGCUUGGAGAUGAGCCAUCAACAAUUUCUGUGGGUAGUAAGAAGCCCAAAUACCACCAGAGACACAAACGCCUCCUACAUCGGCCCACAGAGCAAUUCCAACCCAUUUGAUUACUUGCCGGAAGGGUUUCUAGGCAGGACUAAAGGACGAGCCUUAUUGGUGCCAUCGUGGGCCCCACAGAUUCAAGUUCUCAGUCAUAGAGCAACCGGUGGGUUCUUAAAUCACUGUGGUUGGAACUCGACGCUGGAGAGCAUCCUCAAUGGUGUGCCUCUCAUUUCAUGGCCUCUGCAUGGAGACCAGAAAAUGGUGGCGGUGCAGUUGGUGGAGCAUCUGAAGAUUGCAUUGAGGCCGAUUGCGGGGGAAGACGGGUUGAUCAGACGAGAAGAGAUAUCGAAAGUGGUAAGGGAUUUGAUGGUGGGAGAAGAAGGGUUAGCCGUGAGGAACAAGAUGAAUGUGUUGAAGGAAGCAGCGAAGAAUGCCAUGAGUGAAGAGGGAUCUUCCACGAAAUCGUUGGAACUUCUUGUGUCCCAAUGGAAGAAUCGGAGUGGAGAACCGAGCUUGGGUACUUAG